AUGGAGCGCAUUUACAAGACAAGAAGCAGCCAUCUCUUUAGCAACACUAUUCUUGUAGGGUUCAUCACAUUCAAACCUGUAAUAUUCGUCGAGUGGCCCGAAUCGAAAUCUCGCCCAACAAGCCCGGCCGCCCAUCUCCUUAAUAUCCUCAAAAGUGUCGUUGCCUUUCGUCUCGCCCGUCCGCUACCCAUCCUGAUCACCUCCCAAACCACCCUCUCGAUUCCGGCCACCGCCGCCAGCUCAGCCACCACCUCCGACCCUCCUUUCCGGCAAAGGAUCACCAAUGUAGCUGCCGCGCUUUCCCGGGCCCGAUCCGACCCAUCCCUCAGCAGCUUCGCCAGCCUCUCCACUACGUUCCGCACCGCAGCCGCCUCCUCCGGCAGCACGUCCAUCACCUCCCCUGCAACUUCCACCGCCCCUGCCUCCACCAGCCUCCCGGCCCCCUCCCGAUCUCCGGCCAGGUUCAGGAUAGCCAUCAUUGCAUCUCGUCUGGGGCCCGUGGGCCCUGUUUUUGCCAGGUUGAGUAGCGCCAGUGUGGCGGCACGGACCCUCCGGCCGAGGCGGCGCCGGCCGGCGCCACCCGUCAGGCUGAAGAUGGCGGCGGCGGCGUUUCCCUUGGCCUCCCACGUGGCGCCGGAUCUCAGCACGUGGAUAACACCGUCGAUGGCCCCGUCGGUCUCCAGGAUCCGAGCUUUGUUGGAGUCGAGGAUGGAGAGGUUGAGGAUGGUGGUGACGGCGUUUAUCUGGAGGCUCGGGAGUUCUGAACGGAGGCACUUGACGAGGAGCGGCAGGGUUCCGGCCUCGGCGAUGCAGAGACGGCUGUCGGAAUCGGUCUUGGCAAGGACGCGGAGCUCGUGGACGAGACGGUCGGCGGCGGCGGGCGCCGCCGCCGCCGCGAGCUUGUUGACGAGGAAUGAGACGGUCAUCUUGGUAGCCUCCAGAGCAGCUUUGUUGAUAACGGCGCCGUUAGGUUUGACGUUGACCUCCGUUGUCUCGAAAGGGAUCCGCUGGUCCCUGCACCACAUAGCUAUCAAAUUCUUCAAUGCCAAAUUGGGGAUAAGGCGCGUGUCGAGCGAGAUCGGGCAUCGGAAAUCCGCCGGGAAAUUUACCUCCGAAGCCGAUUUCCGCCGCCUGAGGGCGGUGGCGGAGGACGCCCGCGGCGUCGACGCGCCGUACAGAACGCACUUCCCGUACCGGACGAGCCCCAUCAGAGCGAUUAUCUCCACCUUCGAAAGGUCGUCGUUUUGGCUCUGCACUUCCUCCUCGAGAUUCUCGAUCUCGCCGCUGCAGCUCGCCGUGUCGCUCAAAUUCAGCCUCUCGAAAAUCACGCCGAGCUUCGAUUGGUCGGGGACGACCUCCCUCUUGAUGUCCUCCAGCAUUUUCAGCACCUCAAUCCUCAGAUCCUCGUCGCACGCGUCCGCACACGCCGGCGAGCCUCUUGCCGAGCACUGCCUCUUAAUCAAAUCGAGCAAUUCCCCGACGUCCUCGCUCAAUUCCAUCUCCUUCGCCGGGAAAAUGUCUAGGAGCGUCGAUAAUUCCGCCGUCAUCUGCUGA
Striga asiatica is the source of this 1554-nucleotide messenger RNA. NCBI's taxonomy places the organism in Eukaryota, Viridiplantae, Streptophyta, Magnoliopsida, Lamiales, Orobanchaceae. The record is from the annotation of a GenBank genome assembly.